UGGGUUGUGGUUUCCAGGUGGCCGCCGUUGGUUUGGCCGGCGAUGGCGAACUCGACGGGGUCGACAGUUGACGGCAUCGGUGUCGGCGAAAACGAUGGUACGACAGGUGUAACCGGUGGUGGGCCUAGGAAUCCUCUGAUCUGCGGCGUCUGCCAUGACUAUUUCAACGAGCCUUGUCUGCUAUCCUGCUUUCACACCUUUUGUGCCCGUUGCAUCCGUGGCCCUCACCUUGAGGGAAAGGUCUCCUGUCCCAUCUGCGGGCAACAAACACAAUUAAAAGAUGGAGCACAACUACCACCUCCCGAUCACCUGAUGCGUCAGCUAGUUGAAUUGGCAAAUUCUGAGAAUCCACCUUGUGCCAAUUGUGAUAAGCGUGACAAGUCUACUAUGUUCUUUUGUACAACAUGUGGGCAAGCACUGUGUACGCACUGCAGGGAGCACACUCAUCGUGCUAAGAUGUUUUCUGCUCAUGAGGUAUUGCAUAUGAGUAAAUGCGCCAAGGAUACUCAACGUCGCUGUCCGACCCACGGAGAACAAUACAUAAUGUUUAGCCAAAGUGCCAAGUGUAUGCUCUGCGCCACGUGUUUUCGCGACACUCCCGCGGAUGCGAGAAUUCAUUGCAUCGACAUUGAAAGUGCCUGGCAACAGGCAUCGAAAAAAAUGGAACGGGCGGUCAAUUCGAUUUGCGAGCUGCAGGCUGGAGUACGGGACGGGGUGUUGGCUCUGAAAUCGCAGCUAGAUGAAUUACGACACAGUUUAGACUCCGAGAAAAGGGCAGUAAAUUCCUUUUGUCAGGGAAUGCAGGAAGCCAUAACGAAAACACAUAAUAACGUAUUGGCAGAGCUUCAGCGACAAUUCGAGACGAAAGAAAGGAUGGUCUGUAGUCAACUGUUUUCUCUAGGUUCUGCGUUUCCUGUACUACAGACGCAUUUGAUGUUGUGCACCGCCUUUACCAGCGGUGCAACCAAGUAUCAAUUUCUCGAGUUAGCUCAUCCGAUGUUGGAGCGAUUGAAUCGCGUUGCUCAAUUAGGGCAUCCUUCGAGGCCACCCUUAUUAACUGCCCACCUCAAGCCGAACUACAAGAACGAAUUUUCUCGCGCGUUGCAGCCUUACAUAGGUCAGCCUCAGAGUUCGAAAGAAUCGCUGUACGAUCAGACCCAUUCGAUGGUUCAACAAGAUCCACCAGUGAUGCAGAGUAGCAAGUCGUCUCAGAAGAUUUCAUCCAAAACCGGAGCAGAUGGUGGACCGUUUUCCAAACACUGCCGAACAUUUGAUACACAGCUAAAGGAAUUGAAUCAACAGUUAAUGACGGUGAAGGAACGUCUGGGAGAGCUUCAUCGGGACGUAGCUCUUCUGCGAAGGGCGAACACUCCUCCAUUAGGUACACGUUACGAGCAUGUAGCCAGAGACUGCCGAGUAUUGGAGCAACAGUUAGAAGAUCAUCAGAUGGAAUUGGAACGACUCAGAAACGUGUUCGACGCAUUAUGGGACGAACAGUUAUGCAGAAUUCAUAUGGAAAAAGAAAUAUUUCAUUCACAGAUGAACGACAUCAUGUCAUUGAGGAGUCAAGUGAAACAGCUGCAGAACCUUGCUCAACAAUUAGAACCGUUCGUUAAAUCCUUUUCUUCCGGCAUGAACGCUGGCGAAAUCAGCAUGACAGCUUCCGACGCAGCCAGCAACCAACAUCUGCAAGCUUUACUCGAUCAUUUGGCACGCUUGCAGAUGCAAGAACCACCGCAACCGCAAACUCAGGCUCCCACCAAGGAUCACCGACAUUCGCGAGCCACUGCCACUAGUGCUGAUAACGCGCUUUACAUGAAAGAGAACAAAGAGAUACCAACACGUUGUCGUACACCGUCUGGCGUUGGAGCUGUCUUGGACUCUAGCGGAAACAUCAUCGUCUACGGGACAGCCAAAGCCUCUGAACAGAAAAGAGGUGUUCUCAGUCAAUUUAUCGAGAAAACUAGGAGUAAGGAAGAUCGUAAAAAGUCACCUGGACGAGAGGAGGGUCGUGAUCGCAGUCAGAGUCGUCGAUCGAGGAAGUCUCCGGAUAGCACGAAGCCCAAGACACCGCCUGGUCAUUCGUCCGUUAGCAAAGUACGCUCUUUGUAUCGUUCUUUGAAAGGUGGUAGCGGUGACACGUCCGCCGAGGGACUCGACCAACCGGAGAGAUGUACAGAUUCUCAGCAACCACAGUCACACACGACUGGCGAGGAAGGGGAUUAUCAACGAAUAUCCGAGGCGUCGAGCAUGGGGGAGGCGAAGAAGCGUGUCCAGGCUCAGGUGCACGCGGUUCCUGACGAGCAACCGAUGUCGAGUGGCAAGGGGACCAAAGUAUACCCGGCCAGCGACUCGGAGGACGUGUUCUACGCGGAGGAGAAGGCGUCGACGGAGGUGGGCAGGCGUCGAAGAGCGAGCUGCGACAGCCUGAGUACAACUGGCUCGGGAAGCAGACGGUCCAGCAUCGUCGAUGGGACGGUAGGUCAAUCCGCGCAGGAUCCCAGGAAAACAUUGGUUCUUUUGAUCGGACCUACACCGAAGUCGUCGUCUCUGGUGCAGAAGCAGCGUUCCUGGGAAACGUUUCCGCGACCGAAAAGUAAACGCAGCGUAACGGCCAGCGAGGGCGCCGCUUCGUCCCUUAGUCAAUUGAAGAAAACCGAUAGCUUCGAGGGUCACGAGGAAACGGUGAAAACGUUGGUUGCAGCCGUGCAAGAAACUAGGUCUCAUCUGCGUCAUCACCAUAUGCAUCAUCAUCGUCAUCAUCGGAAAAGCAAGACGAAUUAAGGUUGUUCCAGUUCCGAAGAGACGACGGUGAAAGAAAUUCAAUCAAGGAGCUUUCUAUAGAGGUAUCCAGGUCAGAUAGUCAAGACGGCAGAAAAUAGAUGUUUCGUCGAGGCGUUCUAGAAAGAAUCAAAUAAAAGUAUUUAUUAGAGAUUGCGAAUAGUUUCUUGGCUAUCUGGAAGGGAGUCGAAAAUCCUCCAAAUAAUGUCUAGCAUACAUCGGGGAAAGUAUUUUAUCGAGCGUUAGAGCAUUGUUAUUCGUAGAGAAAUACCGUUCAGCGAAAAGGUACUACGAACAUACGUUUUAUUUUAUUUAUUUUAUUUUCGAACGGAAUACAUUGAGCGUUUUAGUAGCGGUAUUAUUACUAAGAAAAGGGCAUUUCUUCCGAUGUCUACAGGCGGGGACAACUGUUAUUCGACAAGUGCACUUUUUUAACGUUACUUUUGUGAACAGUCGCAAAAUUUUCCAGUUUCUUUGUCUGAGUCUGGACCAAGCGUUUCCAACGUUUGUAUCGCAUGUUAUUCCUCGUCAUUUCUAGUCCCAUGUAUGUCUGGUCAGAGUUGUUUCAGGGUCAGUCAGCCUUCGAUAUAGAGCAAUUUUCGAUUUUUUUAUUGAACAGCGUUUUGAUUGCACUUUGAAACGCCGAUUGUCAUAAUAUCGCCG
This is a messenger RNA of Megachile rotundata (alfalfa leafcutting bee), 3444 nucleotides long. Its product is annotated as RING finger protein 207. Gene Ontology annotation, cellular component: perinuclear region of cytoplasm. The record is from RefSeq and is a predicted model, not a curated record. NCBI's taxonomy places the organism in Eukaryota, Metazoa, Arthropoda, Insecta, Hymenoptera, Megachilidae. Gene Ontology annotation, molecular function: transmembrane transporter binding; Hsp70 protein binding; zinc ion binding.